Impatiens glandulifera is the source of this 1889-nucleotide messenger RNA. Its product is annotated as transcription factor DIVARICATA-like. Gene Ontology annotation, molecular function: DNA binding. NCBI's taxonomy places the organism in Eukaryota, Viridiplantae, Streptophyta, Magnoliopsida, Ericales, Balsaminaceae. Bases 779 to 1669 code for a protein of 296 amino acids. The transcript is spliced from 2 exons. The record is from RefSeq and is a predicted model, not a curated record.
AUUCAUUCAUUGAUUACCUUCUUCAUCAAUCUCAGACUCUCUCUCUCUCUCUCUCUCUCUCUCUCUCUGAAGAAGAUCUCUCUUUUUCUCUCUCUCUCUCUCUUCCUCUCUUUAUGCUUCUGCUCGCACCUCAAGGAGAGAAAGGAAGAAAAAGAAACCCCAACUUUACAACUUUUUUCAUAAGUCCCAAUUCCUCAGAAUCAAGAAUCCCCCCUGUUUUCACACUUUGUGGUGAUUUCCUUCUUUGGGUCCAGUCCAGUUCGGUCCAGACCACUCACCUUCAUCAUCAUCAUCAUCAUCAUAAUCGAUUGGGACAUUAAGAGGGUCGAAGCUGAAAUUUGUAAAGCCCCCAUAAUUUAACAUCUCAUAGGUUUGAGUGAAUAAUCAAUCAAUCUGGGGGAAUUUGGAUCUAAUUUGGGUGUUUUUAGUUUUAAUUAGGGUUUUUUGAUAUGAAGACAAGAAGGAUUGAUGAUUAGUUAGAUUCUCUCUUUUUUCUACACUAGAUUGCUACAAUCAAAAAUCUUUGGAGGGUUUGCUUUAAUUUUUUUUUAAACUUUAUAGAUUCUUCUUCAAAGGAGAAGUGGGUCUUGUUAAAGAAGGAUUCUGAUUCUUAACAUUGGUAUUUUAAUAGUCGUGAAGAGUUGUUCUUACAUAUCUUCAAAUUUCUCCAUCUGGGUCUUCUCUUUCUUAUGUAUAACUUCUGAGGGAAGAAGUUUGGAUUGGAUUUGAUUAGGUUAGAACUUAGAAUAGAUUAUAGAUUACUCUGAGUUUUUUUUUUAUGAAGUGGGAAAUGGAGAUUCUUUCUCCAUCAUCCUAUCUAUCAAGUUCAAGCUGGCUUCUUGAUGAGAGUAAGAGCACGAUAUGGACGCCGUCGGAGAACAAGAUGUUCGAGAAUGCUCUGGCUAUCUACGAUAAGGAUACGCCGGACAGGUGGCAGAAAGUGGCGGCCCGGAUCCCGGGGAAGACGGUCGGAGAUGUGAUGAGACAUUAUAAGGAAUUGGAAGAUGAUGUCAGCAGUAUAGAAGCUGGACUCAUACCUAUCCCUGGUUAUUGCAGCAGCAGUUCUACCUCUGCUUUCACUCUCGAUUGUGGAGGUGCCGCCGGUGAUGAUUUCGACGGUUUCCGGCAGAUUUAUGGGUCUGGUUGCCGGCGGGGAUCGCUUGUCCGACCUUCCGAUCAUGAGAAAAAGAAAGGGGUUCCUUGGACAGAAGAGGAACAUAAGCUAUUCCUGAUGGGUCUGAAGAAAUAUGGGAAGGGAGAUUGGAGGAACAUUUCUCGCAAUUUUGUAGUGACAAGAACUCCGACUCAAGUUGCUAGCCAUGCUCAGAAAUACUUCAUAAGACAGCUUUCGGGUGGGAAAGACAAGAGAAGAGCUAGUAUUCACGAUAUAACAACUGUUAAUCUAAACGAAAGCCAAAUUAUCACACCACCCGAAAACAGAAGAAGGCCGAUUUCACCUGAUCUGCAAAAACCAUGUUCAAUGCCAAUUAGAUCAUGUUUUGAAUGGCCAGGAUCAUCUGGGAACUCGUUUGUUUCGUCGCCUUACGAUGCAAACUCGUUCGGUUUCAAAAUGGAAAGUCGAGAUCAAGUUCGAGCAGGCCAGUCUUUCUUUGGAACUUCCAACAUUGUAUUCCAGAUGCAAUCUGCUCAUCAUUACCCUCAUGGUUAAGGAAAAAUUCUAAGAUUUCAAAAAAUUAUUUUUAGUAGGUUAAGUUAAACCACAAUAAUCCUGUUGUCCCCUUGUUCGGACUUUUCCUAGCGUUUGAUUGUGAUUUUCCUUAUGGGUUUUCGACUUUGUUCAACUAUUCGCCCGAAAAAAAAUUUAUGUCGUCGAGCUUGGAACUUAAAUGUUCAGCAUUCUCUAAUGAAGCAAACAAUGAGUUCAAUUA